GCCGGUCUCCAGGGCGACUUCCCGCCACCGCAGGCUUCGCGGGCCCUGGAAAUGCCCGAGACGCCCUAGGACCGGGGACGGUGUUCUUGAAACUUAGUUUGAUGUAGACCUUUUUAAUGAGUCGAAGGCAGGAAGUGCUUUUCCUCCUGGGCCAUCAGAAGCCGGUCGGGUCCGGCAGGGCACCUGCGAUUCACUGCAGGAGGCUGGCUCUCCGCUGGGUUUCUGCUCGGUACUGCCCGCCUCCUGGUCCCAUGCUCCUCCCUGCUCAGCAACCCCGUGCGGCCCACCCGGGGGGACUCUGAUGGUCAGCAGGCAGGGCCACCUUUCCUCUGAACUCACCUCCCGAGAGUCAAGGACAGGACCGCCUGGGAAUAUUGAUCUCCUUUUGAAAAUCAGAGAACAUGGUACAAACCGUACAGAAGAGCACACAGUGAGAAGUCCUCCGCCUUCCCCCCUUCGGUUUCUUCCCCAGAGGCAACGACAGUGAUCGAGUGGACACCCCAGACCCAGGCCAGCGCUCUCCUGGGUGGCCCCAUGGAGGGGAGGAAUGGCACCAACUCCACCAGGGCCCUGCAGCUGACGGAUGGGACCAGUGCCGCCUGGUACCUCCUCACCAUCAUCGGCAUCUACGGAGUGAUCUUCCUCUUCCGGUUAGCCAGCAACAUCCUCAAGAAGAAUGUUAAGUCCUUUGAAGAUAUUUAUCACUCAAAUUUGUCCUAUGAACUCAAAAAGAAAGAGCUCCAGAGCAAGGUGGCCAAGUGCUCCUCACCGACCUUUAGCAACACGGCUGUCCCGCAGUCCGGUCAGGCCAGCCUGGGGCCAAAGUGUGCAAACGGUGGGCCUCAGACUGGGACCCAGGCGGUCCACUGAGAGCAAAGGCAGCAGACGAAGGGAUAAGCUUCCGAUUUACCUGGAACCUUGAAAGAGGGGUCACACCCUUGUGCGCGGGACCAAGGAAGCAUUUCUGAGCUGGGGACGCUGCAGGCUGAUAGGGCUUGACUGGAAGCCAGCAGCCUGUGUCCAUCUCAGGCUUUCUGAGGUUGGAGAAGAGAAUGGAGGUAGAAGACCACUUUCCCUUCGCUAGCAAAGCCUGUGCUCCAAGGAAGAGUGUGGGCUUCAGUGUGCUCAGAGGAAUCAGGAGACUCCAAGGCAUAGGCAAUGCGCUGUUUUCUUGUCAUGGAAAGAAGACUGACUCUGGAACAAACUUCUGCGGAGUCACAUCAACUUUAAGUGGUUAGUUGCUAACCUGGAAUAUAUGGGAGUUGGGAUAAAUGGUCCCAAAGGGCCAUUUCAUUUAAAUACUCCGACUCCGUUGAGUUUAAGACCAAAGUCGUUCACUUGAGAAGUUAGGAAUCCUUCACUUUCACUGAGAGUCCUGUGCGUUAAAGAAAGCACUAGUUUUGGACUCAGAUGAAUCACUUAGGUGUCCAGGCACAAGCAACUUCACCCCUCUGGAACUUAAUUACAGAUGAAGUGAGAAUGAGGACAGAGCUGCCAACCCUGCCAAGGAGAUGAGAGCGACUGAGACCAUGAGAUGCACCCAAUGAGACCUGGGAAGGUAUUUUGAAAAGCAAACUGGGAAUAAAAAUAUAAACCUUGUGGUGGCACUGGUGAUCGAUGGUGACAGAUGAUACUGAUGGUGGUGUUGUUAGUAACGGCAGACGUUGAUGGUGGUGGUAAAGGCUGAUGUUGGUAGUUGAUGUUGGUGUCCUGAUGGUGCUGAUGACAGUGGAUGCUGAGGGUGGUGGAGAUGGUAUUUGUGAUGGUGGUGAAGGUUUGGGGUCAUGGAGAUGGUGGUGGAGGAGGAGGAGGUUGGGGGUGAUGGUGGUGUGGUGCUGCAUCGUGGAACAGGAAAUGACUAAUCCAUUGGCAGCCAGUCUCUCCACAUGGCCGUAUGGUCUUGUUCUGCAGGAGAGUCCGUCUGCCUAUCUUGUAACCACCCCUGCUAUGAGUUGAGUCCCUGAGAUUCAGGUUUUAAUGGUAGUUACUUUAAGCACCAUGUAAUUCACUCGAAUAUUUUACAAUUAUCUCUUGCUUACACACUUGUCCAAGAAUUAAGGUCAUGUUUAGAUGACUGAGUAAUUUAGGGAGCUGUGAUUAGCUGAAUUUCUUUAAGUGCCUUUCAGCCGGCAAUGAGAGCAACUCUAUUCCAUCCUAUGAAGAUCAUCCAGCUUGGCUUUUGGAGAUGUCCCAGAGCUAGAGAAAAAAAAAAAUUUCCUGUGCUCUGGUUUUUCUUCAGAUUAC
This is a messenger RNA of Sciurus carolinensis (gray squirrel), 2244 nucleotides long. RefSeq names its product small integral membrane protein 34 (gene Smim34). Bases 535 to 870 code for a protein of 111 amino acids. The transcript is spliced from 3 exons. NCBI's taxonomy places the organism in Eukaryota, Metazoa, Chordata, Mammalia, Rodentia, Sciuridae. The record is from RefSeq and is a predicted model, not a curated record.